Messenger RNA from Cadophora gregata, 1725 nucleotides. RefSeq lists its product as uncharacterized. The record is from RefSeq and is a predicted model, not a curated record. Gene Ontology annotation, biological process: intracellular iron ion homeostasis; iron ion transport; copper ion import. The transcript is spliced from 2 exons. The coding region runs from base 1 to 1725 and encodes 574 amino acids. Lineage: Eukaryota; Fungi; Ascomycota; Leotiomycetes; Helotiales; Ploettnerulaceae. Gene Ontology annotation, cellular component: plasma membrane. Gene Ontology annotation, molecular function: ferric-chelate reductase activity.
AUGGGUUGGCCUUACAAAAUAGUCCUCGAGCUCACAGAAGAGCAAAAGCACGAGCGACGUACGCUCCUCGAUCGAUAUGGCGUGUACGCGCAGCUAUCCGUGCUCAUCCCAAUCUUAUGCUACCAGCUCUACCGAUUAGCCCUCUGGGUCUCAUUUGCGAGGCAGAGGUCGAAGGUUAGGUAUUCUGAGGUUCCAAGUUCGCCGGUUUCGAAGCGUGAAAGGGAUUCUAGGAGGGGGGGUCUGGUCACGAAGUGGAGAGAAGUUAAGUGGUGGUUGGGAGGAGAGAUUGCGAAGGGUUGGGGAAUUCGAGGUCAAUGGGUUGUUGGGAUUACUUGGUCGUGUCAUUUAUUGUAUUUGUGUGUGAAAGAGACGGGUGAUGAUUACCUCCAUAUUACCAAGCGAUUCGGGGUGAUAGCAGCUUCCCAGCUACCAUUACACUACAUGCUCUCUAUGAAGUCGCUCCACUCACCGCUGGCACUCGCCUUCAAAGCCUCCCACGAAGAUCUCAACCGAUGGCAUCGAGUCUCCGGCCGAGUUAUAUACGGUAUCCUAGUCUGCCACGCAUCAUGGUAUAUGAACUUCUUCGUCCAAGUAGGGGUCCUACAAAAGCGUCUCGCAGCUCCUGUUGUCAUCAUUGGCGUACUUGGCUUUUCAAUGCUCACUCUCCUCGUCACAACAAGUCUAGAAACCGUCCGCAGAUGGAGCUACAGAGCCUUUUUCGUAUGCCAUCUUGUCAUAGGAGUCACUCUAAUGCCACUCCUCUUCUUCCACGCUAAGCCAUUGCGAAUAUACGUGGUCGAGGCCCUGGCAUUAUUCGUCUUUGACAUUGUAUGCAGAAAGCUCGACACAUUUACAGGAUUCGCAACUGUCACAGGAAUUCCCAACACCAAGCUCGUCAAGCUCACCAUCCCAGUCCCGCAGUCCAAGAUUCACAGGUUUGCAGCUUCUCCAGGCCAACACGUCUACUUGCAAAUCCCAGCGGAGAGCACACCAGCAAAGACAAGUUCUCCGUCCAUCCAUGACCUCUGCUACAACCCAUUUACCGUUGCGUCCGUCUCGGAGAACGGGGUAACUCUCGUACUACGUACAUUGAAGGGCCCAACGACGAAAGCACUUGAUAAUCUUUCUCGUUUAAAUAAAGCCCGCCCACCUCUCAAUAUCGAGGGCCCCCUAGGGUCAAGUCGGCAUUUCCCGAACCUGGCGAGAGACUAUGACAGGAUUGUGCUGGUGGCAGGUGGUGUAGGCGCCACCUUCAUCAUGCCGAUUUACACUUCUCUGAAAGAGCAGCUUGUUACUGAAGGCAAGAGUCCAGACCGAGCGACGUUCGCUUGGUCGAUGCGGUCGACUGCCGAAGCUAGCUGGGCGAUUGAUGCUGAAGCUGGAGAUGCUCUGCCUGAAGACGACAAUCUGAAGAUAUAUCUCACGAGUGGGUUUCUCGCUGAGGAAAAUCAUGGUGAUGAAGAACUCUUGCCUGUAGAUGGCAGCGUGGAAAUGGCAGAUUUGGCGAGAGAUGAUGAAAUCAAGGGUAUUAGGGUCACAGGAGGGAGGACAAGGCCAGAUUUGAAGGGGAUUGUGAAUGAGGCGUUCAGGAUGGGAAGGGAAGAGCGGGUGGCUGUUCUUGUUUGUGGGCCAAAGAGUAUGGCGAGGGAGUUGAGGAAGCAUGUCGGGGUGUGGGUUAAAAGGGGAAGGGAGGUUUGGUUUCAUGACGAGAGUUUUGGGUGGUGA